AAAAAAUAUUCAAUCAAAUCAAGGGUGACUGAACCAUCUCAUUGUCAUUUAUUGCAUUUUGUCUGCAAUAAAUAAAUUAAUUAACCGUAUUACGCGUGCCGAGUGCAAUAAUACAGCGGCAGUGAGAGUCAUGCCUUUGUGAGUAACAUCUUAGGUGUGGCUAUCCCGUCGACGCUGUGCAUGUUUCUUGUGGCCCGUGACUUUUGUGUUGUGAAAAAUAUUUUGCCUCGCUCAGCGCAGGAUGACCGAAUACAAGCUGGUGGUGGUCGGCGCUGGAGGCGUGGGCAAGUCGGCCCUCACUAUACAGUUGAUACAAAACCACUUCGUGGACGAAUACGACCCGACGAUAGAAGACUCGUAUAGGAAGCAGGUGGUGAUCGACGGGGAGACGUGUCUGCUGGACAUCCUGGACACGGCGGGGCAAGAGGAGUACUCGGCGAUGCGCGACCAGUACAUGCGCACGGGGGAGGGGUUCCUGCUGGUGUUCGCGGUGAACAGUGCCAAGAGUUUUGAAGAUAUCGGGUCGUACCGGGAGCAGAUCAAGCGGGUGAAGGACGCGGAGGAGGUGCCCAUGGUGCUGGUGGGCAACAAGUGCGACCUGCAGGCCUGGGCCGUCGACAUGGCGCAGGCGAGGGAGGUAGCGAGAAGUUACGGAGUGCCAUUUGUAGAAACGUCAGCCAAGACGCGGAUGGGGGUGGACGACGCUUUCUACACACUAGUCCGGGAGAUCCGCAAGGACAAGGAGCGGCGCGGGAACAGGAACAAGCACCCCAGAAAACUGCCCUCCCUAAAAAAGUUCAAGUGCACACUUCUGUAAAUGUAAAACAUAUCACAACGGCAUAAGUUGAUUUGCAUCAAACUUAUUUAUAUAGCUUCAAUUUUGCUAAAAAUGAUUUUGUUUUGCCGCGUUUUCAGUCAAUUGUCGUUGUUUGAGGCCUCAUGGUUCAAUAAAUGAUCACCCAACUACCUAGAUGUGAUAAAAGCCUGAGACAUGAUUUUAAUAAAGCUUGAAUAGAAUUUUUCAUAUCUAGGUCAAACAGCUGGCAUGCCUAUAGACUAACGAUAACCUGACUUGGCAAGCUCAUAAGUUAAGCAUACUUACAUUCUUUUUCAUAAACUUAUUGUUCUGCUCUGGCCUGAUCAAGUCGACAAUUGACCACAGGUUAAUUAUUGUUUACCAUACCAUUUAGAGGAAAACUGCCUUUUUCCACAUAGUUUCUGUUUGUAGUUGUCAUAUACAUCUCAAGGCCUAAUACCUACUCAAAAUCAUACAGGAUAAUGUAUGAUGCUUGUUUCCUUAAAUUGCAGUAGAAAUAAGUUGCGAUGGUUUCUCUUCAAAUAGUUUUGGCUAAUAUCUGACUGUAGUCCCGUGCUCUUCCUUGUAACACCUUCACCAGACAAACAAUGUCGUGUUUCUGUUAUGUACUUAAUUAAUACUUUGCAAAUUAAUUUAAAUAUGUAUCCAAUUUCUAUAAUGACGAUCUUGAUUAAUUUAACUCGACAAUACUUUAUUUCUAAUUAAAAGUUGAGGUGAUAGGUCACAUGUAGUCAGAAUAUGCCAUAAUGCCAUAAAAAUAUAAAAUACCUAAACAAUCGUUCAAUUCUAUAAUGUUGUAUUCGAAAGGAGGUAAUUUUUCCGAUUACUUUAGAAAUAAGUUGUGACUAUUAUUCAUUUUACAUGAUAGAUAGCAAAAAAUGUAUGAUAAAAUAAGUAAAAAUAUUUUACUAAAAGCUAACGUAAUAUGUAGCCGAUCGAGCUGAAGGACUCUGCUGUGCAAAAUGUUUAAUUCUUAGAGAAAUGUAAGGCAUUUAUACAUUAGAUUUAUUAUGUCUUAUAGCGUUCGUGCAUAUAUGCAUAAAUUAUCUAUCAUUAUAUAUUAGUUUUACUAAUUAAAUACUUAAAGUCAUUCGACCAUAAACCAGAUAAUUUUAUGCCUCCUAUAAUAUCUAGUGGAAAAAAUCUGAGAUUGAUUUUUUCACGGAUUAUUAUUAUCAAAAAGUACCUUUUAAAUUUAUUUAACGUAACUAAAUGCAAGAUUUAACUAUUCGUAAAUAAUACUAAUUCAUAAAAUAUAUAUUGAAGUAUGAGAUCUCUUUACAGUUAGUGGGGGGUGGAAAGGCACAAAUCUGUUGACUAUUUAGAUGGGAGUGUCUUACCUUACAUAACGUUUGUAAAUACAUUAAAUAUAUAAGUAGUAUUUUAUAUUUAAUAUCCUGCUAUUAAACUAUUAAUGAAAUUAAUACACAUUGCUUGUUUCUUCUAAUAGUGUAAUUUGACGUUGUAUAAAGAUAUCCUUGAUGGUUAUAACUUGAUAAGACAUGUCACUGUUAAUCUUUGCUACGAUAGUCAUACUUAUUAUACAUUUUCAUACGAUUUCUACGAUGCCUACUAAUUAUAAGCGACUAUUAGUAUUUUCAGAAGAUUGAUAUAGAUGCUUGGCAGGAUCAUAUUGAGUGCAUGUAAGCCUACUGAGAUUUCUGAAUAACCAAAUAGUUUCAUAUUUAUCUAUCUUGCUAAAAAUUUAUAUUCUAUGAUAGCCAUUCUGCCAGUCAUCCGUAUCAAUCAUCCAUUUCCAAAAUUAUAAUUUUACAUAUGAACUUUGUGAACAUUGCCAAAGGUAGACAUUUUGUGAUGUUUAUGAAAGAGUUUUCGUUCAAACAAUGAAAUAUAUGGAAUCGAAUUUAUUUUGAUGAACUUGCAAAUCCAGGUAAAUUUUUAGGCUUAUGACAGUUUUUUUUUUAUAUAAUUUAGUUCGUAGGUAAAUAGUGUAUUAUAGAUUAUAUUGCUUUACUUAUUAAUGCAAUUUAUUUGCUACAAUUUUCUUUUCACAUUGUGUUCAGUUGACUUAAGUUAUAUAUUCAUGGUAGGUAGUAUGAUUAUUACUGUUGUUAUCACAAUGAGAAAACAUGUUACGAAUGGUCAUAUUUCUUUCAUUCAUCAUUUUUUCUAGUCAUCACUGCACCAACCUUGCAAAACAGUGAACCUUUCAGUUUGAAUCUAAGGGUGACUUGCACCAAACAUUUAAACGAAAAACGAAAUUAAAUCUAUUCUUCUCUUGCUUUGAUAGUAUACUGACUGAGCAGGACAUAAACAAAUUUAAUUUCGUUUAACUAUUUGGUGCAAGUCACCCUAAAAGGUGUGUCGUAAGGGGUAAAUUAAGUGCCAAAAUUAAAUGGCUAACAAAACAUUUAUGAUAAAGUGUACUCUACCCUUAGCCAGUGAUGACUGAUGGCAUUCAUUAUAAAUAAGUCCAUUGACCUAUGAAUGUACCUAAUGCAGUAUACUAUAAUUAUAACGGCAGUUAAAAUGAGUGUUACCUAUAUACAUUAAUUUCUACUAAAUAUUUCUAAAUUAAAGUCUUGAGCACAAUCUUGGUGAAAUGUUAUACCUGACUUCUAAACUAAAGUGAAUUAUUUCUGUAACGAUAUAGCACAAAUCGUGUGCUCAUUUGAAUUACCUUAAUAAAAUGUAAAACUUUA
Messenger RNA from Plutella xylostella (diamondback moth), 3480 nucleotides. RefSeq names its product ras-like protein 1 (gene Ras85D). Gene Ontology annotation, molecular function: GTPase activity; GTP binding. NCBI's taxonomy places the organism in Eukaryota, Metazoa, Arthropoda, Insecta, Lepidoptera, Plutellidae. Gene Ontology annotation, cellular component: membrane. Gene Ontology annotation, biological process: signal transduction. The record is from RefSeq and is a predicted model, not a curated record.